UUUUUCAUUGUAGCACAACUUUAAGAUGAUGAUAUGUUGAGAACGACUUGGAAGUUGGAACACCAAGAACUCCGAGCAAGACGAACAAGUCACAGGAGCCAACAACAGAUCCGUGCGCGUCUGGUUCAAGUGUAAGGAGCCAAGUUCUAAGUGACCGGAUUCGAAUCGUCCCGAUGGCCACGAAUGAGGAGGCCUAUUCACGUCGGAGACAGCUAGCCAAGUGAUCGCCGAAAUCGCUUGAGAUCGCAUCGUCGUGAUCCGGGUGUGGUGUCGAGGGUUGAGUCCUCCUUCUUUGUGUGAUCGGGGAUGAGUUGGAAGUAGGGUGAGUGAGGCCAUGCAGAUUGGGUUGUCUCGUCUCUCCCGGAGGUGGGUUCGUGUCGCCGGGCACUGAUUGUCACGCCCAUCCGCCUGGUAUUGUGCUCGCGUGCCCGUGAGGGGAGUGACCGUACCCCUCAGAAUUAUGUCGUCCCCGGGACCGACGACCCCGCCUAAUAAGAAUGGCGCUAGUCCGGGUCCGCCCAAUGGCGCACCCGUCCCGGGCGCCCUCCCGCCCAGUUACUCGCUCUAUCCUGGCGGAGGGUAUCCGCCGGCCCAAAAGGGACAAGGAUAUCCGGGCCCGUACCCGCCGGGACAGCCGGGCGGGCCCACGCCCACAUUGAACUCAUUGCUACAGAAUCGUCAGAGUGGGGACCCGCGGGUGCCCAGUCCCGGUCCUUAUAGUGGAUAUCCGCCUUCGUGGGGGACGGAAGGGGGCUACCCUGGCUACCCACCUGCUCCGAAUAUGGGUCCAAGGCCGCCUUACGGAGCAGCUCCUGGUUAUGGUUAUCCCCCUGGGCCUCACGGGUAUCCCGGGGGGCCUCAUCCUGGAUAUCCUCCAAGCACACAAGCAUCACAGCCGGCGAGUGUAGAUGAGUCUAACAAUGCUAACAACCCAAAUAUUAACCCUCCUCCUCAUCCAGGACAGCAUGAGGGCAGACCCUCUCAAACUUGGACUCCUCCUAUUCACGCAAAGAAGGGACAAUCAAAGGCUGAUAAUACUCAAUUGGCAUCCAAUCCCAAUGGCAAACCUCUUGAAGGUCGCGAGGAGCAAAGCCACCCCAUAGGUAACGGAACUGCCAGUGGUCCCGUCCAUUCCAAGGCGGGCCGACCUUCGCCCUCACCCACGGACUCCUCGUCCCCGAGGUCCAUGUCCCCGGCUGUGUCCAAUCCCUCAAAUAGUGCGACCACGGCGGCCACGGUUCAACCAUCGACUGGGGCAGGCGGAGGCGGGCCCCCGCCCUCGGCCGGAUCCAUGCCCCCCCGGCCGCCCAGUGGACCUAACUUGGCCAGCAACGGACCGGUGGCUCCCCCGCCCAACAGCCACGGAGCGCCCAUGAGUGCGCAGGGACCACCCAUGUCCGGGUAUCCCCCGCAGGGCCCACCGGCCAUGGGUCCCCCCGGGCAUAUGAUGUACCCUUCGAAAAUGGGCCCCGGUGGACCCCCACCCGGGGUGCCUCACAAUCAGCCCAUGCCGCCCUAUGGCCCGGGAGCUACUUACCAAGUACAACAUGGGCACCGCCCCGGCUACGGCCCGCCCAGUCCCUAUGCCGGCUACGGCGCCCGACCCAAUAUGCACCCCAGUCAGUACCCUGGCUAUGGCGGGCACUAUCCGCCGCCAGGCGGUUGGGCCGGGCCGGGACCCGGAGCCCCCGGCGGACCGGGGGCGCCACCCCAUCCCAUCGGCGGCCCUCCGAAAAUGGGACAACCGCCCAGGCAUCUGUCGUCGGGUCCAUCGCCGUACUCACAGCCACGACCCGGACACCCGCAACAGAUGAAGGGCUACCCGCCCAAUAGCUACAACGGGCCGCCCACCAGUGUCCCCUCGUAUAACGGGCCCGGUGGACCGCCCGUCAGCAACGCAUCGGGACCACCCAAUUCCAGCUACCCCGGGGGCUACCCCAACUCCACGCCGCCGCACAUGAACAACUACGGUGGCAGUGGCAUGAACUCAUCCGCCCCGCCCGUGUCAUCCUCAGCUCCACCCACUUCCAUCGCCACCAGUACCGGACCCGACGGUAUUCCAAUUCACGAUGAGACAUCGCAGCAAUCCACGCUUUCCCAAUCCUCAGACCGCUCUGAUGGCGGGCGUCAAACCCCCAAGCAACAGACGCCCAGUAGCCAACCCAACUACAUGGGCGGGCCGCCAGGUAGCUAUCCCCAAUCGGGGCCACCGGUCAGUCCCCACGGUGGCGCACCUUCCCCCGGCGGAGGCGGGCACGAAAACUCCUACGCCCGGGACAUGGGUAGUCCCGGCUGGCCCAAUCAGCCCCGCAUGCCACCCAGUCCGGCCUCAGGAAUGCCCCCGCAGUCGAUGGCCAACAGUUUAGGGGGCGUGUCUAGUAAUAGCCUACCCACUGCGCCCAUUCCAUCAGCCAUGGUCUCUGGGCCCAUGGGCGCACCUCCGCCCUUGGGACCUCCGGGUACCCCACCCUCAGGAAGCGGCGGUGGCGGUGGACCACCCUCGUCGUCCUCGUCGUCUGAAGCGACAACUUCAGCCCCUCCCACCCCAAGUUUCAAGUCGUCCAAGAACGCCAAAACCGACACGCUUCUGCGGUUAUACGAAAUGGACGAGCACCCCGAGAGGCGGAUGUUCCUCGACAAGCUCCUGCAUUUUAUGGAGGAGCGCGGCACGCCCAUUGCCCAGUGUCCUACUAUCUCGAAAAAUCCCCUUGAUCUCUUCCGUCUCUACGUUUACACCAAGGAAAGGGGUGGCUUUAUGGAGUGCACAAAGAACAAGACCUGGAAAGAUAUUGCCGCCCAAUUGGGGAUCGGAGCAUCGUCAAGUGGGGCGUACACGCUGAAGAAACACUAUGGAAAGAACCUACUCCCCUAUGAGUGUCAGUUUGACCGGGGUGGGAUCGAUCCCGCCCCAUUGUUGGCCCAAGUAGAGGCCCAAUCCAAAAAGAAACCGCCCAAAAAUGCCACACCAGCCGCUCAGCCUCCGCCGGCCCCAUCGCCGGGUUCUCAAGACUCGCGAGAUUCCUCCUCGAAUUUUAGUGGGGGCGGGGGGAGUCAGAGUGGGAUGCCCAAUGCCUCCGAGAGCUUCAACUCACAUCCUCCCCCGCCUCCUGGAGGAUCCAGUGGGCCCUACUCACCAUACAACUACCCGCCCAAUUCGAGUGCACCGCCAACGCCCUCGACGGAAAACAGGCUACCACCUUCGGGACCCCCUUCUCACUCAGGCGGUUAUCCUCCACACAAUGGUGGAUAUGGCAGUCACUAUCCCCCACCCCCUGGAGCAAGUGGACCUUAUCCAAAUAGUUAUCCACCCAACCAGGGUCCUCCGCGACAAGGAUGGCCUCCCGGGCCCGGGGGUAGUUACAUGGGCCCUCCCCCUCCUAAUGGUUCCGCCCCAUCUCCUGGACCCGGACCCGGACCGGGACCUGGGCCGGGACCCGGACCCGGACCUCAAAGCAACGACAUGUACAACAGACCCGGAUGGAACCAAGCCAGUGGGUAUGGAGGACCACGCCCAGGAUACACGCCUCCCCCGGGAAGUGGUCCGCAGGUCAGCCACGCCUCCGGUAAUGGCAAUGGCCCUCCCGCCCCCGGGUACCCACCUCACCAGGGUCCAUAUCCAGAGCAGUAUCAGAAGCCACUCCCUCCACACCCGGGCGUGCCUGGACCUCCCAUUCCGCCGGGAGCGCCUCCAUCGCCAUCCUCGAGUGCGCCGGUGGGAGGGCCUCCAGUUCCCCCGCCCAGCGGCAACGGGCCAGCUCCGCCUCCAGGAGUCAUGCCAAACAGUGGACCCCUAAUGCCACCUUCUCCCAAACCAGGCAUGCCACCUCCAUCGGCCACUCGGCCCCAAUCACCACAAUUUGUACCUACUCCUGCUAACUCUAGUAGUAGCGUCGUCUCCUGCUCCUCCUCCUCCUCCUCCUACCCUUCUGCUAUAUCUAGUAACUUAGAAUCUCAAAUCUCUGGACGACCAGUGAUCCUUAAGGCCAAUUCAUCGGUCAGACAUGGCUUCGCAUCCCACAACUUCAAUCAGAGCACAGGUGCCCUCACUGGUUCGAGUGGCGUUCCACCCGCUUAUCCAAAUGCCCCAUCCAAAGUCCCUCCAGGAGCCCAACCUCGACCCGGCGGUCCACCUGGAGGUUAUCCAUACCCUCAACGACCUCCUGCAUAUUCAGGGAACCAACCGUGGCCUAAUAGGUUUUCCGGUCCUGGUGGUGCACCCGGAACAUUCGGCGCUCAACAAAACAGCACUUGGACCCCUGGUUCGCCCAUGAACGGGCCACGACCUGGGGGCCCAUGGAGCGGAGCAGCACCGCCUUAUGGCAACUCCUGGGGACCGGGAGCCGGCCCCAUGAAUCGGCCUCGAGGGCCAUAUCGACCGGAUAUGGCCGGCAAAGGAUCUCAUAGACCCGGAUUUUCGGGUAUGAGGGGACGUGAUAUGGUAUUUCCCCAUGGUUGUGUGGAGGCUACCCCUCCUUUAAUGAUGAAACGUCGCAAACAUACGAAACUGGACGUGCAGCCUGUGGAUGGAUGGCGACUGGUCAUGAGUUUAAAGUCCGGCCUUCUCAUGGAGUCCACAUGGGCUUUGGAUGCUCUCAACGUUCUUCUGUACGAUGACAACGCUUUCACUCACUUCGGGCUCGGAAAUAUGCCCGGGUUGUUCGAGGUCAUCUUAGAGCAUUGGCGCUCAUCGCUGAUAUCCAUGUUUGGCAUAACCGAAGAUCUCGAGAUCUCGAAUCAAAAGGCAAAGCAAGGUAUUCGGACGCGGAAACGCGCCCGUCAAAUCGAGAGGACGUCCAAUCGCAAAUGGUACGACACCAAAGCUCCUCUGGAGUCUGAAGAGGAAGAGGACGAGGACUCGGACGCCUUAUUCAACCUCGGCGACAUGUGCUUGGGCCAAGUGAAGAAAAUCGAUGUCGAAGAUAAAUGCUCGAUAUUGACCUGCCCCGGGGUGGACUACACCAAGCGGCCCAGAUUCAGUGAGGAGGAAGUGGAAAUCGACGUGCAAGACAAUGCCCUCUUUGUGAGUGACGAUAUUCGCUCGUGGGAUCCCUUCAAGGAUGCCGUCGAGGUCUCAUCCAUUCAAUGGGCCAUGGGCGGUGGCAAUAGCACAGAACACGUGGUGUCUCCUUUUGUGGGUGAUAUGGGUGUGGUACCCUUCGUUCGAUUGCUCAAAGAGUUGAAUCCGGCCAAGUAUGCUGAAGCCAAGCGACAACAGGAGCUUCUGGAAAAAGAGCAAAAGGAAAAGGAGAGCAAGUCCAAAGUCAUGUUGAAUGGGCCUAUCAAGCUUGAAGAGGACACCGAGACGGUAACCGAUGGAGAAGCCACCAUCAAGUCAGAACCCGAUGCCAAUGAUCAUGAAGAGAAAGGAGACGAGUGCAUUCCAAAGGUCCAACCGCCACAAACAUCGUCAACUGAAGAAGCGUCAACAGCAAGAGCUUCUUCGGCAGGAGCGCUUGAUAGCGAGGACAUUGUUGACCGGAUCAAGCGUCUCACGGGCAUUGUGCUCCGAGACCCAGACAUGGCCAGACAACGCUUUAAGGAGGAAUCUCUCGAGGACGAAUGUUACAUGAGGGAUGAGCCCAGCUUGCAUCUUGUCACAGAUGCUCAAGACAGUAUUGGCCGAAGGGCCGUGUGUGUGUCCACGAUUCUGCGGAACCUCAGCUUCGUGCCCGGCAACGAGUUCGAGUUCAGCCGGAGUGCCGCAUUUCUUCGGAUAGCGGGUCGACUGCUCCUCUUGUAUCAUUGGUAUCCCGCUAGAACGCCUAAGCAACGAAACUACGAUCGGGGUGUGGAAGAGGAGGACACGGGUGAGUCCUGCUCCUCGCUCACGGGUGACUCCGAAUGGUGGUGGGAUUACCUCCAUGUGAUCAGGGAGAAUGUGAUGGUGAUCCUGGCCAAUAUCGCCGGCUCACUGGAAUUCCGGCAUUUCGACGAGGAUGUCGUCAAACCCAUCCUUCAUGGACUGCUCGAGUGGUCCGUGAGCUCGUCGUCCUAUGCCCAAGAUCCCUUCCCAUACGUGGGGCCCCACUCCCCCGUCUCACCUCAGAGACUCGCCAUCGAGACCUUAUGCAAGAUUUGCUUGUACGAUCAUAAUGUGGACCUGAUCCUGUCCACGCCCCCUUUCUCAAGACUCGUGAAACUGACCCGCAUGCUAGCGAAAAAACUCUAUCGCUAUGAAGACCAGGUCUUGCGGGAGUUCAGCAUCAACAUGCUCUACUACUUUUCGGCCGCCGAUUCCGGCGUGGCUCGAGUGAUCGCCCUGGCGGACAAUACUGUCGGACUCAUGCUGGGCUUCAUCGAGCAAGCCGAACAGAACGCCAUGGUGGUUGCCCAACAGCAUGGCGUCAAUGCCCUCCGUGAUAACCCCGAUUCCAUGGGCACCAGUUUGGACAUGUUGCGCAGGGCCGCCUCCACCUUAAACAAUCUCAGUCGGCACAAAGACAACGUGUCCUUGUUCGUCAAGCACGAGGAGCGCUUGCUUUCCUUGGUCAUGAGUCAGAUCUUGGAUCAGGGCGUGGCUGCCAUCCUCUCUCACGUCUUGUUCAACAUCGGCUCCGAGCAGGAUCGAUGCCCACCUGCCUCUGCAUUUGUCAUCAGCCAACCAUCACAGGGCGACUCGUCGAUGACGACCAAGGGAUCGUCGACGGAUGUAGAGACCAAAACUGAGGCCACCACAAAGAUCAAAGAAGAGGAGGAAUCUUCUAGCUCAGCCAACGGCUCGGAAAAUGGUGAUAAGGCCGCCAACACCACCAACACCACCACCACCACCGCUGCCAAUGCGAACGCCGACUCAUAGCUCACAAUUCAUUGCCGAUGAUGAGUAGACGAUGCCGGUUUCUUGGUGUGAUUGGGCCCACCCAACGGAUCCGAACUUCCUCGGCAACUGACCUCGUGGUAUUCUUCGUCCCCAUUGGGCGGUAGAGUGCCGCGUCCGUUUACUUAAGUUAUUUUUACACCCUACCCUCAAUCCUCGCAUAUACCCGAUGAGUGAAGGUCGUCGAAUAUCCGGAGACAGCUAACUCCACCAUUUCUCAGAUCAAUUUUCGCACGUGAAAUCGGAGCCAGCCUAUCCGCAAACAUGGGUGAACUGACUCCUGCCACUUUUGUGUUUGAAACAUUGAAUGAGGAAGAAGAAAAAGAAGCAGAGGAAGAAGGAAGAAGAAGCUCUUCGGGUGUUUCCUAGCUUGAGCCUUGGUGUCGUCGUCAUCAACUAUUAUUAUUACUACUACUUCUACAAAGAACUACUACUGCAUACAAAAGCCGCAACCUGUCCUCGUUUGGAUCAUCCAAGAUUAACAAGUAACUGUGCCCACGUUCCCUCAAAGUGUUUCCAAAUUUAGGCCCAGGGCCACCUCGGAAAGACGAUUUUGUGAACGGCUUUGCCUUCCUUGGUGGCUAUUUAUAAUGUGAUGAGGGAACACACGAUUAUAUUCUAAACUUCUGAACACUGAGCUUCUGGCUUGCCUAAGACGAGUGGACAGUGUAAAAGUGAACUUUUAACACAAGCGGCAGAUUUCAUUGGAGACAUGCGAAGAAAGACGUUAAUUCGUGCAAAGCUAUUAUUACAACUAUCACUAGUUUCGUGUUAAAUCAACUUCUCUGAGCAUGAAUAAAUAUGUCAAGGGAAAUAAUCACAAUACCAAAACGA
Tigriopus californicus is the source of this 7648-nucleotide messenger RNA. RefSeq names its product trithorax group protein osa-like (gene osa). NCBI's taxonomy places the organism in Eukaryota, Metazoa, Arthropoda, Copepoda, Harpacticoida, Harpacticidae. The transcript has 15 exons. Gene Ontology annotation, molecular function: DNA binding; nucleosome binding. Gene Ontology annotation, cellular component: SWI/SNF complex; brahma complex; nBAF complex. The coding region runs from base 461 to 6796 and encodes 2111 amino acids. The record is from RefSeq and is a predicted model, not a curated record. Gene Ontology annotation, biological process: positive regulation of DNA-templated transcription; regulation of transcription by RNA polymerase II; chromatin remodeling.